GCCAUAUGAACGCCAGUGUAUGUAAUUACACAAUGAACACAAAAUCAGCAUCUGUCUGUCGCACAAUCAGAGCACGCACACAUCUAAACAUCUACAACCAAGCAGUCGCAGAAAAAGAAAAACCCGGACCUAUUCUAACCAAUCAGACGUCUCUAGUGAAAAAUACCAAUCUGAAAGACUAAGGGCAAAGAAAAAGUGGAAGUUCACCUUCUCUGGCGCACACUGAGGGAUUUCUUGCAUACCUCACGUUGCUGUACCAGGGAGUACAGCUACAGCGUCAUUUUGCAGCUGUUGGCGUUCAGACUCUUAUCAUUCAACCAGCAAAGGAGAAACAAACCGCGAGGAGCUAUCCUUGGUGCUGAACCACUCGAAACGGGGAAUUCAAGGAAAGAAUGCAUGUUCAGGAUAGCCACCACCCUUCAGUGCAAAGACGUUGAAGUGACUGGUCUGACUGACAAGAGAAAGCUCUGAGUACCUUUACUGCAUUUUGCUCUUCAGAUUUUUUUUUUGUGGUAUUUUUUAUUUUGUUUGUUUGUUUUGUUUACAAAAUGCUGCCCAACAACUCCUCUAGACACCUGAAUUUAGAGGACGGAUUUUAUUCGUUGAAUACCUCUGGAAAUGAGACUCACAAUGACACUCACGGCAGUGCAGUACUAAUCUCCUUUAUCUACUCCGUCGUCUGCUUAGUAGGGCUCUGUGGUAACUCGAUGGUUAUUUAUGUGAUCCUGAGGUAUGCUAAAAUGAAGACGGCUACUAACAUCUAUAUUUUAAACUUGGCUGUCGCAGACGAGCUACUUAUGCUGAGUGUGCCGUUUCUGGUGACUUCUUCGUUGCUGCACCACUGGCCCUUUGGAUCCUUUCUGUGCCGCCUUGUUCUUAGCGUAGAUGCCAUCAAUAUGUUUACUAGUAUAUACUGCCUUACCGUCCUAAGCAUCGACCGUUACAUUGCAGUGGUGCACCCUAUCAAAGCUGCCCGAUACAGGAGACCGACCAUAGCAAAGAUGGUGAACUUGGGGGUGUGGAUGUUCUCCAUAAUGGUCAUAUUGCCCAUAAUAAUUUUUUCUACUACAGCACCCAACUCUGACGGCUCUGUAGCAUGCAACAUGCAGAUGCCAGACCCACAGCGUCAGUGGAUGGCAGUGUUUGUGAUUUAUACAUUUCUGAUGGGGUUUCUGUUCCCUGUGAUCGCAAUAUGCCUGUGUUAUAUUCUUAUUAUUGUUAAAAUGAGAGUGGUUGCCCUCAAAGCAGGCUGGCAGCAGCGCAAGAAGUCUGAAAGAAAAAUCACUCUCAUGGUGAUGAUGGUGGUGACGGUAUUUGUCAUCUGCUGGAUGCCGUUUUACAUUGUCCAGCUGGUGAACGUCUUUGUGCAGCAGCAUAAUGCAACUAUCAGCCAGCUUUCUGUCAUUCUAGGCUAUGCCAACAGCUGUGCCAAUCCUAUACUCUAUGGAUUUCUUUCGGACAAUUUUAAAAGAUCGUUCCAAAGAAUAUUGUGCCUGCGUUGGAUGGACAAUGCAACAGAAGAGCCAAUUGAUUACUAUGCCACUGCUCUCAAAAGUAGAGCUUACAGUGUUGACGAAUUUCAACCAGACAACCUGGAAUCGGACAGCAUGUAUCGAAAUGGUACUUGCGCAUCCAGGACUACAACACUGUGAUGAACGGGAAAUCAUUGACGAGUUUGACAUUGUUUGGGAGGAUUUAACAUAUGUUACAUGAACAAAUUUAACAAACUGACUGUUUUGUGUUUGUGUAGGCUAUUGCUGCUUAUUUUACUGUGUCUGAUGUUGCUUCGAUGUCAUUAAAUUUUGCACCAAUAGAAAUAUUGUGGCUAUUAUCUUUAUUCUUGCGAAUUUAUUAAACUCGUUCUAGUGUUUUAAAACGGGAUGUUAUCCCUUUUCUGGUCUGUGAUAUAUAUAAUGAGAAAAAAGUAUUGUAGGUGGACAUUUAAGUAUUUGAAUGGUUAAAUUGGUUAAAAUGUUAUAGAAGCAUCAAGUGCCUGCAUUAUGCAAAUUAACAACAUUAAUAUAUAAGUAGUAGUAAUUCAUGGCCGAUGUGUGAUUACUGCAAGCCCCGUGUGUACCUAGCAGGGUUUAGGACCCAGAGGAGUCCUGUGGCAGGCAUGCAUUCAGUGCCCAUUCAGUAUACAAAACUCAAUGUUGACAGGUAUGGUAUUAGCAAAUGUAAUCAGUGCAAAACUACCUUUCAAAUGUGCCGUCUAAACUUCAUGUACAGCACAGUCAGCUUUCAAACAGUUUGUUCAUUUAAAAUGUCAACAUGUGCACGCGGGUGCCUGGCAACAUAGAGGAUGCUACAAUGUUCUUUGUACGGCGAUUG
Acipenser ruthenus (sterlet) is the source of this 2331-nucleotide messenger RNA. Its product is annotated as somatostatin receptor type 1-like. NCBI's taxonomy places the organism in Eukaryota, Metazoa, Chordata, Actinopteri, Acipenseriformes, Acipenseridae. The transcript has a single exon. Gene Ontology annotation, biological process: neuropeptide signaling pathway; cellular response to estradiol stimulus. Gene Ontology annotation, molecular function: neuropeptide binding; somatostatin receptor activity. The coding region runs from base 549 to 1652 and encodes 367 amino acids. Gene Ontology annotation, cellular component: neuron projection; membrane. The record is from RefSeq and is a predicted model, not a curated record.